Messenger RNA from Lycium ferocissimum, 1846 nucleotides. RefSeq names its product probable polyamine oxidase 5. The transcript has a single exon. Gene Ontology annotation, molecular function: polyamine oxidase activity. NCBI's taxonomy places the organism in Eukaryota, Viridiplantae, Streptophyta, Magnoliopsida, Solanales, Solanaceae. The record is from RefSeq and is a predicted model, not a curated record. Bases 243 to 1835 code for a protein of 530 amino acids.
GGUCGAGAAAACGUAAAUUAAAGAGGUGUUAAAGGGAAGAGAGGGUGUCAUGGGGGUAUAGACUACAAUAACACUAAUGGCCAAGAAAAGUAUAGCUAUGUCUUUAUUAGAGAAAUAAACUAUGCAAAAAGAAGGGGAACACUCCUUGUAUAUAUAUUUGAUUCUUGUUCAGUAAUAAUUCAUACAAACACAAUCCUCACAAAUUCUCUCUCUCGUACAAAUAAUACAACCAGCCACAUAUAAUGGUGACCAAGAAACCAAAAGUAGUGAUAAUUGGGGCAGGAAUGGCUGGUCUAACAGCUGCUAACAAACUCUAUACAGCAGAACUGUUAGAUUUGUGUGUAGUUGAGGGUGGAAAUAGGAUUGGUGGAAGGAUAAACACCUCAGAGUUUUUUGGUGAUAGGAUUGAGAUGGGUGCUACUUGGAUCCAUGGAAUUGGUGGCAGUCCUGUUUACAACAUUGCGCAACAUAUUAACUCACUGCAAUCUGAUCAGCCUUGGGAGUGUAUGGAUGGACUCUUGGAAACUGAAGUAGUCACAAUAUCUGAACAUGGAUAUGGGCUUAAUCCUUCCCUUGUUGAUCCCAUCACAAAUCUUUUCAACAAACUCAUGGAUUUUGCUCAAGGGAAAUUAGUCCUUGAAGAUAAAAAUAUUGCUAAAUCAUCCAAUGGUGGAAAUCUCAAUAUGAGUCUUGGUUCUUUCCUUAGGAGAGGCCUUGAUGCUUAUUGGGAUUCAGUGAAAGAUGACAACCAGGAUAUUGAGUUAGAUAAAUGGAGAAAAAGAUCACUUGAACAAGGCGUUUUCGCGAUGUUUGAGAAUAUACAAAGGACUUAUACAUCAGCUGGUGAUUUGCAAAUGCUAGAUUUCAACGCAGAAAGCGAGUAUCGCAUGUUUCCUGGAGAAGAAAUAACCAUUGCUAAAGGUUAUUUAUCGGUGAUCGAAGCUUUGGCCUCUGUUCUACCAGCUGGUUUGAUCCAAUUAGGCCGAAAAGUGUCAAAGAUUGAGUGGCAGCCUGACGAAUCACUCCAAAUCGAAAAUGGUACUAGUAAUAAGCCAGUGAAGCUACAUUUUGUUGAUGGAUCAAUCAUGUUUGCUGAUCAUGUUAUAGUUACAGUAUCACUUGGAGUUCUAAAACAGGGAAUACACCAAGAUUCUGGUAUGUUUAAUCCCCCACUUCCUAGUUUCAAGACUCAAGCAAUCUCAAGGCUUGGUUUUGGUGUUGUCAACAAGCUAUUCUUGAAACUACAUCCAAUCCAUGAUGAAGAGUAUGCCAUAAAUUUCCCCUACCUGCAAAUGGUAUUCAAUCAGUCAGAACCAAACCCAAAAAUUCCUUGGUGGAUGAGGAGGACAGCUAAUUUGUCUCCAAUUUAUGGCAAGUCAAAUGUUUUGUUAUCAUGGUUUGCAGGUAAAGAAGCUCUUGAGUUGGAAUCUCUUGAUGAUGAGGAGAUCAUUGAUGGGUUCUCAAAAACUAUCUCUAGCUUCCUUUUAAACUCAAAGCAUUUCAAGAAAUCCAAUGAAUUGUGCAAUGGGCAUGCAAAUGAGAGUAGCUUUAAAGUGGAAAAGGUGUUAAAGAGCCAAUGGGGAACUGAUCCACUUUUCUUGGGUUCAUAUAGUUAUGUAGCAGUUGGAUCAAGUGGAGAUGAUUUGGAUGCUAUGGCUGAGCCUUUGCCAAAAGGGACAACCAUUCAUUCAAAUAUUUGUUCUGCUCCACUUCAAAUUCUGUUUGCAGGGGAAGCAACACAUAGAACCCACUAUUCAACAACUCACGGUGCUUACUUUAGUGGCCUUAGAGAAGCCAAUAGGCUUCUUCACCACUAUCAUUGUAUUGAUAUAUGAAAAAAAGUUUG